AAAUAGUGGGACAUUAUCAAACCAGAAAUCGAAAGCAUCCCCAGUCAUCCUUUCUGGAUGACAACAAUAGUGCUCUCAGUGCUCGUAAUGUUGAUCGAGCCGGUUCUACAAGUGUAUUUCAUCCUCGUUGUAAAUAGUUUGCGACGGAGAAUCAUGAUGGAGAUCCGAAUCGGAUUCAAUUCCGACCGACAAACGAUUCAACCUGAGAACCAAGGUCCUUGGAAAUGGAUGGGGAAAAGUCCACGACCAGGAUUGCACGCAUGAGGACUGAAAUAUAUCACGGAACCUCUCUACGUUUUAGGGCCGUCGUAUUCUUAGGGCAUUAUUUGUAUGUCACCAAAAGAUAUCAACGUGGAGCCUUUUGUUUGAUCGUUUGAAGUUAAGAUAAGGGAAGCUGUGCAUCUGAAUAUCUACUAGUGACAUGUGUGAAUGUUGAGAAUGUUUAAAUUUAGUUAUUUCUUGCUUCUUUGGCUAUUGCUGGUGACUGACAUUGAAUGCAGACUUGAAGAGUCUUAUGUGAGAAUUCAGCAUGAGCCUCGAGGGUUGAAGAUUGUGACCUUGAUGGACUUUGAACGCUUGGUCAAUCUCAAUUUAGAUAAUGAAGGCCAACUUCUAAGCUGCUCAGUGGAGAAAAGAAAUCAAAAAGCCAUGGAAACCUUCAGACUAGAGUUUGAGGAACGAAGUGGAGGAGUUGACAUUGAAUAUAAAAAAUUGGUACUGGAUGUCCCAAGAUAUGGCCGAGAGUGUACCAGAUUCAUGCAAAAAGCAAAAAGAAGCUUGCCAGAAGAUAGUGCGAUUCUUCGGACCUUUAAAAAGAAAUUGUCCAUCCUAAGAACGAGCUAUCCAGGCACCAAAUUUUGCACUCUUGGUUAUCCCCGGUAUAACACUAACUUAGAAUAUGAAGACCUCUCAGCCAUAGAUAUCUGUUGCAAGGAAAUGCUAAGAUGCCCAAUUAUUAUGAGCCCAUUUGAGUACCUGUUCCUUCAUCUCAAUGUGUAUGACUAUCAUAUGGUUUCCUGUCCUUGCCUUGCCAAAUUCCGUGAGUGUAUAACCACCUUAGAAAAAGAAGAUGACAAUGACGCCAAAAACGUACGCGAACUUGUAUUUGAUGUUUUGGGGGCCAAAUGUUUGGAGCUCACGAAAGUGGAUGUGUGCACCAAAUAUGACCAAUGGUUCACCACAUGCGAAGAAGCGGAUACUGAACAUUUGCUCGUAACCAAGAAUUUGGAAUAGACUGUUUGAAAAUGGC
Molecule: messenger RNA, 1249 nt
Organism: Tigriopus californicus
Lineage: Eukaryota; Metazoa; Arthropoda; Copepoda; Harpacticoida; Harpacticidae
Exons: 3
Coding region: 430-1233 (267 amino acids)
Biological process (GO): phospholipid metabolic process; arachidonate secretion
Molecular function (GO): A2-type glycerophospholipase activity
Source: RefSeq, a predicted model, not a curated record